AUGGAAUCAAAGGUCGAUGAAAACAACAAUAAUAGUAAUUUGGGUUAUGCAGGCCAUAAGAAGAGAAAAAAAAGGAACACUGUACCGGCGUUCGUUAUGUACAGAGAGCGAGGAGGCGUGGGAUCCAAAUCGGAGGUAACUUCCGCUGAUCGGAAGCGAAUCAACGACGUGCUCGAUAAACAGCUUGAACGGUCCUCGCCGUCCACAUCCAGAGCCGCCACCAUCAACGGCAAGGACCGCUCAUCCUCCUCAUCCCUCUUAGCCGCCGCCAAAGACUCCCGCUCCACCUCCGUCACCGCUCCCAUCUCCAAGAAUUCCAACGCUUCCGACGAAGAAUCUGAAACAGACAGCGAGGAGUCUGAUGUUAGUGGUUCCGAUGGAGAUGACACGUCUUGGAUCUCGUGGUUCUGCAAUUUGAGAGGAAAUGAGUUCUUCUGCGAGGUUGAUGACGAUUACAUCCAGGACGACUUUAACUUGUGCGGAUUAAGCAGUCAAGUGCCUUACUAUGAUUAUGCUCUGGAUUUGAUUUUGGAUGUUGAAUCUUCCCAUGGUGACAUGUUUACCGAGGAACAAAAUGAGUUAAUUGAAUCAGCAGCAGAGAUGCUUUAUGGUCUGAUUCAUGCCCGGUACAUAUUGACAAGCAAAGGAAUGGCUGCAAUGCUGGACAAGUACAAGAACUAUGAUUUUGGCAGAUGCCCAAGAGUUUACUGCUCCGGACAACCUUGUAUUCCAGUUGGUCAGUCAGACAUCCCUAGAUCCAGUACUGUGAAAAUAUACUGCCCUAGGUGUGAAGACAUUUACUAUCCCCGGUCCAAGUAUCAAGGCAACAUUGACGGAGCUUAUUUUGGAACUACAUUUCCUCACCUGUUCCUCAUGACUUAUGGACAACUAAAGCCACAGAAACCAUCACAGAGCUAUGUUCCGAGAGUUUUUGGCUUCAAACUUCACAAGCCAUGA
Sphenostylis stenocarpa is the source of this 957-nucleotide messenger RNA. NCBI's taxonomy places the organism in Eukaryota, Viridiplantae, Streptophyta, Magnoliopsida, Fabales, Fabaceae. The record is from the annotation of a GenBank genome assembly.